AUGGAAUCAACCCCUUGUUUUUUUUCGUUCCAUUCCCUCUCUCACCCUUCAUCACCACCACCACCUGCUACCAACCGUCGACGCCACCUACUGCCACCCUCUGUCGUCGACCAACGGCGCCACCACCGUCCACCACCACCCAUUGUCGCCACCACUCUCCGCCAUUGUCGCCACCACUAUCCGCCACUGAGCACCAGCGUCGCCACCACUAUCACCGACCACCGCGACCCAGCGUCGUCGUCACCACCUGCCACCAACCACCACCACCCUCCGCCGCCAACCACCACCACCACCCGCUGCCACCACCCUCCAUCGCCAACCACAACCACCCCCAUCGCUACCGUCGAUCACCACCACCCAUUAUCAACGCCACUCUCUGCCAUCGUUGACACCACCACCACCACCACCGCCAUCACUCGACACCGCCAUCGACCACCGUCGCUAUCUACCGCCGCCACCUACACCCACCAUCGCCACCCCUACCGCCACGCACUAUGA
This is a messenger RNA of Helianthus annuus (common sunflower), 498 nucleotides long. RefSeq names its product extensin-1-like. NCBI's taxonomy places the organism in Eukaryota, Viridiplantae, Streptophyta, Magnoliopsida, Asterales, Asteraceae. The record is from RefSeq and is a predicted model, not a curated record. The transcript has a single exon. Bases 1 to 498 code for a protein of 165 amino acids.